Messenger RNA from Yamadazyma tenuis ATCC 10573, 2274 nucleotides. It is a transcript of the gene NUP85, whose product is annotated as Nup85p. Gene Ontology annotation, molecular function: structural constituent of nuclear pore. NCBI's taxonomy places the organism in Eukaryota, Fungi, Ascomycota, Pichiomycetes, Serinales, Debaryomycetaceae. Gene Ontology annotation, biological process: positive regulation of DNA-templated transcription; protein import into nucleus; mRNA export from nucleus. The record is from RefSeq and is a predicted model, not a curated record. Gene Ontology annotation, cellular component: nuclear pore outer ring.
AUGGAUACCGCCGUUCAAGACCCUUUGUUCAGCAAAGGUUUCGACGACAUUGAAAUGUUGGAUAUAGGGGAAACGUCUUCAGAUAUAGAAUCUAUAUCUAAGUCGUCAAUACCUUCAGCCAUGGGAAGUGAGGAUUCGGAGCCAGUCGUUUUGAAAGAAUGGUUGAAUUCAGACAAGCCAUUGAAUUUUCAUUUCAACUCAAGAGAAUACAAGAAUAGUGUUGAAGCCAAAGAUGAAUUUUCAGUACUCCAUUCCAAAUACGCAACGUCCCUUUACAGGGUAAUUGAAAGUCUUGGAGAGUUGGAUUUGAGAAGAACUGAUGAUUACGACGAGCCAUUUGGGUUGAUAAGAAGUGAUAGAUUGGCUGGUACGCAAGACCAGAACAAAAAACGAGAGCUGAAGAUAACAUCUGCCUUCUUGAAAUUAAGUGAUGAGUUGAACCAGUUUAUUGCUGGUUUGAGAGAAAUUGAUUCCGACUACCCUUUAAACUAUGAAUGUCUCUUGUCUAUAAUCGAUUGCUUGCAUGCCAAUGUAUUCUACAAUUCGGUAAACGAAAAGCCUAAUCACUUGGUCAGAUGGGUAAACCGAUUUGAUCUUAAACCAGAAGAAGAAUUGGUCGAGGAGAUCAUGGUAAAAACUACCACACCAUAUCAACACCCUCUUUUCUGGACCAAGUUCAUUGCUAAGUUAAUUACCAGAGGUUUAUCGGAUCAAUCCGCAAAUGCUAUCAAGAAUUCGGGAUACGAGCACUUGAAAGAGGAUGAUAUUGAGUUAUUUCAGUUAAUAGAGGAUUUUAUCGGCUUAUUGGAGAGCUAUAACACCAUGUCAUUAAAGAAAGAAUUUGCUCAAUGGAAACUCUCAUGCUGUGAAUUCAGAGACCUAAUUCCUAAGUUAAAGACAAAUAUCAAAUCCCCCGCAAAUAUAAUUGUAUUGGAGCAAAUCCAUGACUUAGCUUAUAUAUUGACAGGAUUACCCAAGACGACCGCCAAUUAUUGUGACACCUGGUACGAAAUUGUUACUUGCUUAUCUUUGUUCCAGAUUAGAGAUGAUGACUCCAUGUAUCCCCAAUACUUCGACAUUGCCCUCGAAGAAAAGCCACCUUUACUCAUUGACAGUGAAGAUAUUCUCAAGAGCACCGAAAGGGCUUUCUUGAACGUAUUUGAAGGAAGCUAUUUGCAUGUUUUGACGAAGAUUGAUGAAAUCGAUAGUGCAACAGCAGCUCUCGUUUCAAGACUCUUCGAAUUGAAAGGGUUAUUCUCGAAUUAUUACACGAUUGAUGAUGACAAAGAUCUCAACCGAUUGAGAACGGGUAAAACCAUUUCGGAGUACUUGUUAACCAAAUUUGCUUUUCAAUGUCUCAAUACCCACCCAUUGGCACCGGUAGGCAUCGGGAUAUUGUUGAAUGAAAACAUUGAAAGCAGCGUACUGUCUAUUAAUAAUAACAAAACAAUCAUUGAAGAGUAUCUACCAAAGUAUCAAUGCAAGUCAAACGAUGAUCUUGAGUGGUGUUUAACAAUUUGUGCCAAAUUAGGUUUGGUAACAACUGCUAGUGAAUUGUACCGGAUCUAUGGAACCAAAUCUUUGAAAGAUGGCUACCUUUAUGAAGCCUUGAACAUGCUUGUAAAUUGUUACAGUGCUGAUGGUAAUCUUGAAGCUAAUCAAAAGGGUAUGAAAGAGGUGCAUUACAUUGUUUGGGAAUUGAUAUUUCAGGACACUUUGCUCAAUAAUAGACCCAUAAAAGAUGAGUUGAUAAAUAAUGUUGUUAAACAUGAAACAGAUCCCACCUUCGAAGUUCACCCAGUUAUCAAGCAAUGUCUUUCUCCUUAUGCGGUUUUAUUCGAGUUCUAUAAUUCUAUUUCCAACCCUAUCGCUCCAGAUACAACGGUGAUAAUGGCUAAGAGCAAAACCUCUAGGAUACUUCAUUUGCUAGAGUUCACCCAUUUACCUAAGAAGUUCUAUCCAUUGUUAUUAGCUCAGUUGAUUCCUUUUUUCAUUGAUGAUAUAUAUCAAUUUCAAAUACCUGAGCUAAUUGUGAUUAUUGAACUCAUCGAUAAUUUCGAACAACAAACAAGUCCAGACGAUUUCAGAAAAGCUCAAGAGUUGUAUAAACACUCGAUUACAAAUUUUGACAGAACUCAAGCUGAAUCAUACGAUUGGAGAAUAAAGAUCAACCUCAAACAGAGAAGCAUUCCUGAAUCAGUUGGAGAUUUGACUCGACUUCUUAGAAAUGAGAUUGUCACCCAAGUUGGCAAGGUGUACGUACAUAAUGUCUAG